GAGAAUUGGCUUUCAUCCGCGUCUCCGCGGCUUUUUUUCUGGCCCGGCCAGCUUCUCGCGCCAUGGCCGCCCUCAGACCCCUGGUGAAGCCCAAGAUCAUCAAGAAGAGGACCAAGAAGUUCAUCCAGCACCAGUCUGACCGCUAUGUCAAGAUCAAGCGGAACUGGCGGAAGCCCCGAGGCAUCGACAACAGGGUGCGGCGCAGGUUCAAGGGGCAGAUCCUGAUGCCCCACAUCGGCUACGGCAGCAACAAGAAGACCAAGCACUUGCUGCCCAGCGGCUUCCGCAAGUUCCUGGUGCACAACGUCAAGGAGCUGGAGGUGCUGCUCAUGUGCAACAAAUCCUACUGCGCAGAGAUUGCCCACAAUGUCUCCUCCAAGAACCGCAAAGCUAUCGUGGAAAGGGCAGCCCAGCUGGCUGUCCGACUCACCAACUCCAACACCAGGCUGCACAGUGAAGAAAAUGAAUGA
Molecule: messenger RNA, 470 nt
Organism: Ochotona princeps (American pika)
Lineage: Eukaryota; Metazoa; Chordata; Mammalia; Lagomorpha; Ochotonidae
Product: large ribosomal subunit protein eL32-like
Exons: 1
Coding region: 63-470 (135 amino acids)
Biological process (GO): translation
Cellular component (GO): cytosolic large ribosomal subunit; ribosome
Molecular function (GO): structural constituent of ribosome
Source: RefSeq, a predicted model, not a curated record